CCAUAUAAUAAUACCGUGACAAUUAUGAUGAAAGGGUUAGAGAUUCAGCUAGUGAAGAUCUUGACCAUCUUCACAACCUUUGAUUUGUCGCACAACUCUUUCCAAGGGGAUAUUCCGAGAGUUAUUGGACAUCUUCACUCUCUCAAUGGGCUCAACCUUUAUCAUAACUACCUUACAGGUUCCAUCCCUCCGACUCUAGGCAACUUGACUACUCUUGAAUGGAUCGAUCUUUCUUCAAACAAGCUCAGUGGGGGAAUUUCUAGAAAAUUGGGAGAUUUGGCAUCCCUUGGGUACUUAAACCUCUCGAAGAACCAACUCACUGGUCAAAUUCCUCAAGACAAGCAAUUGAGCACAUUUUCAAGUGACUCGUUUAGUGGGAAUCCGGGCUUAUGUGGACCUCCAUUGCCAAAAGCAUGCCAUGACGAUGCUCGACCUCCUCAACCAUCACCCUCGUCAACUUUCGACCGCGAAGGGCAUGAGAGUUGGUUCAAACAAAAAGUAGUAUGGAUAGGUUAUGCAUCUGGAAUCGUAAUUGGGAUUUCCAUAGCAUACAUUGUAUUUGAAAUGGGAAGGCCCAAAUGGCUCACGCGAGGUGUGAGAAUGUUGGAGAGAAGAGCAACCGAGUGGAUGGAGAAGCAAAAGUGGAAGGCCAUCAAAUUUCAUGGACAAUGAAAUUAUUUGAGGAGUUGUCUC
This is a messenger RNA of Syzygium oleosum, 693 nucleotides long. RefSeq names its product receptor-like protein 33. NCBI's taxonomy places the organism in Eukaryota, Viridiplantae, Streptophyta, Magnoliopsida, Myrtales, Myrtaceae. Bases 25 to 672 code for a protein of 215 amino acids. The record is from RefSeq and is a predicted model, not a curated record. The transcript has a single exon. Gene Ontology annotation, molecular function: protein binding.